Pneumocystis jirovecii RU7 is the source of this 1674-nucleotide messenger RNA. Its product is annotated as transcription factor IIF subunit TFG1. Gene Ontology annotation, biological process: positive regulation of transcription elongation by RNA polymerase II; transcription initiation at RNA polymerase II promoter. Bases 1 to 1674 code for a protein of 557 amino acids. Gene Ontology annotation, molecular function: TFIIF-class transcription factor complex binding; DNA binding; RNA polymerase II general transcription initiation factor activity. NCBI's taxonomy places the organism in Eukaryota, Fungi, Ascomycota, Pneumocystomycetes, Pneumocystales, Pneumocystaceae. The record is from RefSeq and is a predicted model, not a curated record. The transcript has 7 exons. Gene Ontology annotation, cellular component: transcription factor TFIIF complex; nucleus.
AUGGAUUUCAAACUUACAUCAGUGACAAAAAGCUUGCAGGGAAUUAAGCAUCAUAUUUUGAAGUUCCAUUCUGCACGUACUAUUGAUCCUUUGGAAGAUUUUACGCCUCCAGUUCUUUUACAUAGAAAAGAUCUGAUGGCAGGACCAGAAACACAAGAUUCUUUAUCAGAAACAGGAUCAAAAAAUGCUAGCCAAGAAGCAGCAGGGAACAGUGCAGGACAAAACAUGAAGUUAAAUGCUUUUAAGAGAAAGACACGACAAGUUUAUGCAAUAAACGAAGCAGAAUGGAAAUUAAAGCAAGAAGAACGUAUUCCAUGGGUUUUGGAAGACUUUGACGGUCGGAAUACAUGGAUUGGAACAAUGGAAGGGGGGCAAUCCCACAACUAUGUUUUUUUUGUAUUUGCUGAAAAUGGAUUUAAAGUUGUACCAGCGAGUAAAUGUUAUCGAUUUAACCAAAAAAACCGGUACCAGACACUCUCAAUUGAUGAAGCAGAAGCAAAAAUGAAUAAGCGUGUUCAUAUUCCUCGAUGGUUUAUGAAAAAAGAAGCAAAAGAGAAUAAUACAGACGGAUGUAAUUCAGUGCCUUUAUAUCGUUUAAAAACAGUAACAUCUCAAGGAAAAUAUGAGCUAAAUGGCGAUCAUGAUGGCGAUGAAGAAUUAGACUUUAAUGAAGAAUUUGCAGAUGACGAAGAAACACCUUUCAUUGAAGGAAAUGAAGAAGAUAACAAAGAAUUAGAGGAGAGAAUUAAACGAGAAAUACGAUCUGCUAGUUCUUUAGGGGAUGUGGAUAAAUUUGUGAACGAGAAUAUUUAUAGUGAGAAAAGACGAAUGAAUAAAGAAGGGAGAAAAAUAAGAAAAUAUUUAACUUCUCAUGAAAAAAAUCAUAUAUAUGAAACCGAUGAGGACGAUAAUCCAUAUGCAUCAGAAGAAGAUAUUGACUCGGAUAUAUCUAAUUUCCAAAGAGAAGAUGAAAUAAAACAAGAAAAAAUAAUGAAAGACAAAAAAAAACAGCCACAAAACACUCCAUUACAAGGAGAUUCAAAUAUUAACAAAGAUAUGUCACCUCUUUCUAAAGCGUUAUCUACGGAAGUGUCAAAUAAUUUAUCAGCUGAUUUCACAAAGCAUUUAGCGUUAUCUAAUACUCUAAAAACACAAAAACAGGACUAUCUUCGCUCCAUUCGAUCUAUUAGACCAUAUCUUAUUACUCUAAAAUUACCAAAACAUCACUUAAUUACAUAUGCAAACUCUUUUGAACAAUUCACACCAAUUUUAUCAUCUUUGUCUAGAGAAACAUCACCAGAACCUAAUAAACGGCGAAAACUAGAUACAGAUAUAAACAGUUCAGGUGAAUCAUCAAAUCCUAAUUCUAACGAUCCUAAGAAAACAAAAAUUCGAAUCACAAAUAAUUCGCAAAAUCAUAAUUUAAAUGUUUUACCAACGCUAGAUCAAAAAACAGAUACAAGUAAUACCGUGGAUAUAAUUUCUAGUGAUUCACAUUUAGUAACAGAAGAAGAAUUAAGAAAUGCUAUACAUUCUAGAAAAAUGAAUGCAAAAGAACUUCUCAAGUCAUUUAAACCAAAACUAGGAAUGAAUCCAAAAAACAGAGAUCUUAUACUUGAACUUGUAACACGAAUAGCAAAAAUGGAAAAUGGAUAUCUUGUGCUUAAAAAUUAA